Molecule: messenger RNA, 1429 nt
Organism: Cyprinodon tularosa
Lineage: Eukaryota; Metazoa; Chordata; Actinopteri; Cyprinodontiformes; Cyprinodontidae
Product: lymphocyte antigen 75-like
Exons: 5
Coding region: 88-1209 (373 amino acids)
Source: RefSeq, a predicted model, not a curated record
CAGUACUCAGCUGCACAUCAGGAAGGGAACAUUCAAGUUCAUCAGAGUCAAACUCUUCAAGGAAAAAUAUUCCAGCUGAUAUCAAAGAUGCAGUGGAGUGUGAUUCUGCUCUUUCUGAUGGGUCAGAGUUGUUUCAUCAACUGUCAGCUCUAUGAGUAUCUCUACAUUAAUGAGGAAAAGAACUGGACUGAAGCUCAGCAGUACUGCAGAGAGAAACACACUGACCUGGCCACAGUGUCUAACAUGGCAGACAUGAAGAGACUCCUCAGUACCAGAGCAGGAGAUAAGAGGGACGUUUGGAUUGGUCUGUCUAAUCAGACAGAUGUUAACAGAACAUGGUACUGGUCUCUGCCUGGAGUGGAGUUCAAUGAAAGUGAGACAAACUGGAAACCAGGAGAACCAAGUGAUAAAGGAAAUGGAAAUGAGAACUGUGGAUAUUUAAAUAAUGACCUUAGAUGGAGAGAUACUGGUUGCCAACAUAAAUACCAUUUCCUCUGUUAUGAUGAAACUAAUAGAACCCAGAAAUACCACUUGAUUAGAGAGAAGAAGACCUGGCAGGAAGCUCAGAGUUACUGCAGAGAGAAACACACAGACCUGAUCAGUGGAAUGAAGCAGCUACAGGAUGGAGAACUGAAGGAAGUGAUGAAAUCUGUGGUAGCUGGGACACACAUAUACUUUGGUCUGUUCAGAGACACCUGGAGGUGGUCAGAUGGAAGCAGUUUCUCUUUCAGACACUGGGAGACAUUGCCAAACAAUGAGGGAACCAACACUGGUCGAUGUGCCAUGGCUGUGUUUGAUGAUGAAGGCAGAUGGAAGACUGACAGCUGUGAUCAGAAAAAACCCUUCAUCUGUUAUAAUGAUAAAGUGAUCCUGAUCAAAGAAAAUAAAACCUGGGAGGAUGCCUUAUACUACUGCAGAGAUCACUACCAUGACCUGGUCACCAUCACCAGCCUGGAUGAGCAGAGAUGGAUCCAGGAGAAAGCCAAGAAGGCCUCGACUGAUUAUGUCUGGAUGGGACUGCGCUACAACUGCUUGAUGAAGGCCUGGUUCUGGGUCUGUAAGGGGAACUGGGGCAGCAACCCGAGCCCGGCCUCAGAAAGAUGGAAGAAUGACUGUGACAUGUCUGGAGCCAUGGAUGCAGGAGGACAACAUAAGUGGUUCCAGAGAAAUCCCUCAGAGGAACUGAAUUUCCUUUGUUCUAAGAUUUAAAGCUCAAUCUGCCCUCUGGUGUCAUCAUUUUUAAUUUUCCCUAAAAUUAGUUUGUGUGAUGAUAAUGAUCAUAUAUUUUCUUAGUCCAAAUGUUGGGGUAAAACAAUUACAUGUAUUAAAACGAAAUUGUUCUCAUUUCAUGUGGUGUUGAAUAAAGAUACAUAUUUGAUGUUUGACUUUUUAGGUUGUUUACUUUUGAAUAAAUUGAUUGCAUCUAGAA